This is a messenger RNA of Arachis stenosperma, 800 nucleotides long. Its product is annotated as auxin-induced protein 15A-like. Gene Ontology annotation, biological process: response to auxin. The coding region runs from base 387 to 656 and encodes 89 amino acids. The transcript has a single exon. The record is from RefSeq and is a predicted model, not a curated record. Lineage: Eukaryota; Viridiplantae; Streptophyta; Magnoliopsida; Fabales; Fabaceae.
AUGUGACAUGUCUAAAGCAUGUUUACAAAAAUAUGGAAUACUAAUUAAGAAAUGAAACAGAAAUAAGGUUUCAGUUUGAUCUUAUCUCAUUUGAUUGCAGUGGCUUCAGUCUUGACUAUUCUUUGAGAAGGUGGGAGCAUUCACUCUUAACCACUUCUAAGACAGCACCAUGUGAUCUCUCGUGUGUAUGCCCCGCAAUCCUAUAGUGACUUCAGCAAUAAUUUUAUCUUGGAAAUAAUAAUAUUCCAAAGAAUCUUAAAAUCUAUAAAUACAUUUCCUCCUGUAUUUAGAAACAACACAAUUCAUUGCAAUUCUUAAGCAUCAACACUUCUUAUCUUAAACUUGAAAGCUUUUCCUUGCUCUAGUUCUUACAUACAUACAGAAAAAUGGGUUUCCAUUUACCUGUUAUUCGAAGGGCAUCUAGCCAAGUAGCUUCAAAAUCUGUGGAACUCCCAAAAGGGUAUCUUGCAGUGUAUGUUGGAGAGAAUCAAAAGCGUUUUGUGAUCCCCAUAUCAUACUUGAACCAACCUUCAUUCCAAGACUUGUUGAGUCAAGCUGAAGAAGAAUUUGGAUAUGAUCAUCCCAUGGGAGGUCUCACUAUUCCUUGUAGUGAACAUGUCUUCCAAAGAAUCACUUCUCACUUGAAUGGGCUAUAAAUCUCAGACUGUAGAAGAUUGACAUAGAUUAGCAUAUACAUGUUGUAUACAAUAGAUUAGUAUAGAGAAUCAGAUGACAAACUCAAAGAGUAUGUCUACUUUUGUUGUAUAGUGACAAAUUGACAAUGAAUUCAGUUAUUCAAU